GAUCAGCAUGGGAGGAGAGGAGCAGCAGUCUCGACGACGAGUACCAGUCGGUAACGAUGAUAACAGCAGCAGUGGUGAAUACAAUAAGGCGCGUUGGGGAGGCCAGAGGGAAGGCAGAAGAGCGAAGUGGCCGUAUAUAGAAGUUAGCCUGAGCCCAAGAUCCUCAGCAUCAACGGUCAGUUCAACGACGGGGUCAGAUGUGAGUGCCGCUGGCAGUAGUGGUAGUGGUGAAGAGGAAGAAGAGGAGGAGAGGUGUAGUGUGUCCCCACUGGUGAAGACGCGUCGACGAAGACUACAGGGACGAGCGCCGCAGGCGGUGGUGGCGGGGCCUAGGAAGGAUGGCUCCUCGCCUCUGGGAAGGGUUAGGUGGUCGAGGCAUAUGUCUCUAUCGCCUGUUGUUCACAGACGAAGAUAGGCUCGCUGCUGUUGAAGUUGUUGUCACAUCAAAACGAUACGUGUACGUUGCUGCUACUGCUGCUACUGUUGCAUUUUUACUUUUUCUCUCCUGUAAAUUAUCACUACUACUAUGACUACGCUCUCUUGCUUGCAUAGGAGGAGUCCAAGUAACCAUUUAUUGGGUAA
Messenger RNA from Perkinsus marinus ATCC 50983, 582 nucleotides. RefSeq lists its product as hypothetical. NCBI's taxonomy places the organism in Eukaryota, Perkinsozoa, Perkinsida, Perkinsidae. The annotation marks the transcript as partial. The transcript is spliced from 2 exons. The record is from RefSeq and is a predicted model, not a curated record.